Messenger RNA from Syngnathoides biaculeatus (alligator pipefish), 3121 nucleotides. RefSeq names its product seizure protein 6-like. The transcript is spliced from 16 exons. The record is from RefSeq and is a predicted model, not a curated record. Gene Ontology annotation, biological process: regulation of dendrite development; synapse maturation. The coding region runs from base 1 to 3096 and encodes 1031 amino acids. NCBI's taxonomy places the organism in Eukaryota, Metazoa, Chordata, Actinopteri, Syngnathiformes, Syngnathidae. Gene Ontology annotation, cellular component: neuronal cell body; dendritic spine; endoplasmic reticulum.
AUGAAUCCUACAAGAGCAGACUGCGCGUUGGCGAGCAUGCUGGCGUUGUGGCUUCUCGCAGCUGCCGUGGCCACGAGCCACGGGCGAGGUCCAAAUGAGAGCGACGGCUCCAGGUGGAGGACUGGAGAUUUGAACAGGGGUCACGUGUCACACCCUUCAAUGGGAGACAGAGAGGGUGAGGUUAUCCAGGUCACCACCGCCUUGCCUAUUAACAGCCCAGACCACCGGCCCGUCCUUAGAGCCUUGAUGCUUCAUGAGCACCUUCUCUUGAGGGACUUUGAGGGAGACCAGCACUUUUUCAGGAGCGACGGCUCUGCGGCGGCGUAUCCUACCAGACCGGGCCCCGUGUCAGCCUCAGAUGCGGCGCACCCUGCCACUCGAGUUGUUCCCCACGAGGAUGCUCCUGCCUUCUCCGACAUCGCAUCGACCGCAACUGCAGCUGGCACCUCGCCACUUACCACGUUCACUCCAACACCGAGACCUCUGAUGCCUCUCCUCCAGAAGUCCUCUGAGGAAAUAAAGCAAGGAGGAGGCGAGCUUGAGCCGACCACACAGUCCCUGACAACACAAGCGACACCGAAUCCAGACAACACAGCCGCCGCUUCCUUAUCAAUGCAACAAGAUCACCGUCACACUCGGAGGGCAUUUUCUGACCAGGCGGACCUCGCGCCCUCUUCUGCGUUGCUGGGGAAAGGGGAGCCGAAGGUAACGCCACUGAAUGACAGAAGCAGUCUCAAGAAGCUUCUCCCAAGCCUAACUUCAUCGUCCCCAGCGGAGGGUUCUGCCACGUCAACCUCCGUGAUCACGACGACAACCAUCACCACGGUGCAAACAUCUGAACCGUGCGGCCUAAAUUUCACUGACCCCGAGGGCAACGUUGAAAUCCUGCAGCGGCCUGACACUGCAAUGGAGUGCAACUACUUGAUUACCGUCUACUUGGGGUACGGCAUCGAGGUUCAGGUUCUGAAUGCAAGCGUGUCGGAGGGGGAGCAAGUGACUGUGGAGGACACGGGUGGCCGAGAAGCCUUCCUUCUUGCCAAUGAGUCUGUCUUAAUUCGAGGGCUUGUGCUGCUCAGUCGGAGCAACCAGAUCUCCAUCCGUUUCCGUAGCGACCGACAGCAUAACUCGGGAGUCCUUCAGCUCCAUUACCAAGCCUUUGUACUGAGCUGUUCAUCGCCCAAGGAGCCUGCCGGCGGAGAAGUUUCCGUGACGCACCUUUAUGCUGGUGGGGAAGCGUACUUUAACUGCUUCACUGGCUACCGCUUGAAAGGUCUCAAGAUGCUCACCUGCCGCAACGCCACCACGCCUUACUGGGGAGGGAAGGAGCCACAAUGCAUUGCGUCGUGUGGCGGAAUGAUCAAAAACGCCACCCACGGUCGCAUCGUUUCUCCUGGAUUUCCUGGCAACUACAGCAACAACCUGACAUGCCACUGGGUGCUGGAGGCCCCCGAGGACCAACGGCUGCACAUUCACUUUGAGAAGGUCGCUCUGGCAGAGGAUGAUGACAGAUUGCUGAUUAGGAACGGCAACAAUAUUGAUUCCCCUCCAGUGUACGACUCCUACGAAGUAGAGUAUUUGCCCAUCGAGGGAGUUCUGAGCACAGGACGUUAUCUGUUCGUAGAGUUUUCCACAGACGGGACUCUGACCUCCACUGGUGCAGCCAUCAGAUACGAAGCUUUUGCAAAAGGAAUGUGCUAUGAGCCCUUUGUGAAGUACGGCAAUUUCAGCAGCAGUGACUCCACCUAUAACGUGGGUGCUGUGGUGGAGUUCUCGUGCGACCCGGGUUACACGCUGGAGCAAGGCUCUGUGGUCAUCGAGUGCGUAGAUGCCGAUAACGCUCAGUGGAACGAGACCGAGCCAGCCUGUCGGGCCGUUUGCAGCGGCGAGAUCACCGACUCUGCCGGUGUGGUGCUGUCUCCUAACUGGCCCGAGGCCUACGACAAGGGGCAGGACUGCAUCUGGGGUAUCCAUGUGGAAGAGGACAAGAGGAUCAUGCUCGAUAUUCAAGUACUCAAUUUGGGGAAAAAUGACCUGUUGACCUUCUACGAUGGCGACGACCUGUCGGCCAACAUUCUUGGCCAGUACAGCGGCAAACGUCCUCACUUCAAGCUCUACACGUCCAUGGCUGACGUCACCGUACAGUUCCAGUCCGACCCCGCCACCAACAUCUACGGCUACAACAACGGCUUUGUGGUCCAUUUUUUUGAGGUCCCGAGGAACGACACCUGCUCCGAGCUGCCCGAGAUCGCCAACGGCUGGAAGAGCACGUCCCACCCUGACCUCAUCCACGGCACGGUAGUCACGUACCAGUGCUACCCUGGAUUUGAGAUGGCCGGUUCCGAGAUCCUCAUGUGCCAGUGGGAUCUCAGUUGGAGCGGCGAUCUGCCCAAAUGUCAGGAAGUGAUGACAUGUCAGGACCCCGGAAACGUGGCGCACAGCCGGCGGGCGAACAGCGGCGCCCGCUUUGCCGUUGGCUCCUCGGUGCAGUUUUUCUGCAAUAAGGGUUACGUCCUGUCGGGCAGCAGCCUCCUCACCUGCUACAACCGGGACUCGGCCAAACCCAAGUGGAGUGAUCGGCUGCCCAAGUGUCUUCCUGAAAAGUACGAGCCAUGCAGGAACCCCGGCGCGCCCUCCACCAGUGCGCAAAGUUCCGAGAAGGCGUUUUACCAAGCAGGCGAGACGCUGACAUUCUCCUGCCACGCCGGCUACGAGCUGCAGGGCCAGGCCGCCAUCUACUGCAUGCCCGGACAUCCGUCGCAGUGGAACGGCACGCCGCCUGCUUGUCGAGCUUCCUCGAGUCAAUAUGUGAAUGAACACAGGCUGGGCGCUGUCAAUCCAGAUUAUGGCAUCGAGGGAACCAAUAUUACUCUGGCUGUCUUCAUCCCAACUGCAAUUAUAUUGGUGGCUGUUCUUGGGAUUUAUGUUUGUGCAGCAAAACUCCAAGGGAAGUCUAUCAGCGUGCCAGCGUCAUCGCCGCCGUACGACAACAUGGCAGAGGAGUCCGCUUUCGACAACCCAAUCUAUGACAGAGGCGUAAGUACAGAUGUGAUGACUAUGCGAGCCGUGGACUCUCAAAACACCAGCGUGCUGUCCUGAAUCGUCUCCUGUCUGGCCGGCCAUC